Rotaria sordida is the source of this 1527-nucleotide messenger RNA. The record is from the annotation of a GenBank genome assembly. NCBI's taxonomy places the organism in Eukaryota, Metazoa, Rotifera, Eurotatoria, Philodinida, Philodinidae.
AUGGUAACAGCUAAUUUAAAUCACGAACAGCGACCAUCAUCAGGUGCUGAUAAUGAAGAUGACGAAAAUAACGAUCGACAAAAUCAAACACAUCUUGAUCGUUUAUAUUUGGAAAAUUCUCAAUAUCCUCAUUCUCAUCAUCAUCAUCAUCAUCAUCAUCAAUAUCCACAACGUACACUUUCAUCGUCGAAUUUACGUGAUAUAAAUAUGGCAUUAAAUACUGUUCCUGUCUAUCGUCAUGGACGUAAAUUUUAUGUUUCUAUUGAAGAAUUUGAACGUAUGCGUAUAGAAGAACGACGACAUCGUCGUACACUUAUGCAAAAAUCUCAAAAUUUACCUAUAACAAAAUCUCAUCAAACAAAUUUAUUACCACCAUCAACACCUUUAUAUAAUCCUGUUAAUCGAAGUACUUCACAUUCACAUGACCAUAGAUAUGGUAUACUUAGAACACCUUAUUUAUCUACUAAUUCAAUAAUAAAUAAUCAUAAUAAUAAUAAUAAUCAUUUACAUGAAUCAACUAGACAAUCUCGUUCAACAUUUAGACAUUAUGAUGAACGAGAUGAUUUAUCAUCAAUUACAUUAAGAUUACCAAUGAAAUUAUCAACAACUACUAUUCGUUCAAAUUCAUCGGAUAAAAUACUCGAUCGUCGAAGAACUCCACAAUCACCAAUAUCAUCUUAUAGUGAUUCUAUUCCUGAUGAUUAUGAUUUAAAACGUUCAUUUUCAGCUGAAUUAGUACAACCAUCACAAACUCAAUUACAGCAACCACAAGUAUUACCUCGUCGAAUAGUUCCACCUAAAACUUCUGAUUUUGCUAUGUCUACUGUACCAUCAUUUCCAAUGACACCUACUGAUCAAACAUAUAAUCAAUCAAAUGCAUCAAAAUUAACAAGUUAUUUUACUCGAAUACAACCAUCAACAUUAAAUCCUUCAAUAAAAUUACCUACAACAGAUUUUACUGGAACAAAUUCAAUGUAUGAAAAUGAUAUUCAAGAUUCAAAUCAAAUUUAUUCUGUUCCUGCUUCUUCAAAUCGACGUACUGAAAGUCAUGGUUUAGCAUCUGUAUUAACACGAUCACCAUCAAAUAAUAGUAAUAAUGAAUAUUAUUCUCGAAAUGUAACAGGUGAAUCAUUUUCUGAUGAUAAUUCAUCAUCACCAUCAACAUUAAUUCAACGACGAAAUACAAAUAAUAAUCGUUAUCAUCGAGCUCAACUUGUUGUUGAAACUGAUGAUGAUUAUAGACAACAAGGUGAUGCAUGGACUCGUUCAACUGCACGAAGUCAAUCAAGUGAUCGUUUAAUAGAAAAAAAACGUGUUCGUUUUGCUGAUAUGGAAGGUUUGACAUUAGAAACUGUCUCUGAUGUUGAACAAAAACGAUUACCUAUGAAUAAUCGUUUAGUUAAUAAACGAUCAUAUAUUUCACCAACAAAUAAUCUUCGAGGACAAGAACAAUCUUUUCAUAAUUCAUUUUAUCAAACAAAUACUAGAGCUAAUAAUUGUGGAAGUAAACUUGCGACCGACGUUUAA